Urocitellus parryii (Arctic ground squirrel) is the source of this 2060-nucleotide messenger RNA. It is a transcript of the gene Nkx2-2, whose product is annotated as NK2 homeobox 2. Gene Ontology annotation, molecular function: DNA-binding transcription factor activity, RNA polymerase II-specific; RNA polymerase II cis-regulatory region sequence-specific DNA binding. The record is from RefSeq and is a predicted model, not a curated record. Lineage: Eukaryota; Metazoa; Chordata; Mammalia; Rodentia; Sciuridae. Gene Ontology annotation, cellular component: nucleus. Gene Ontology annotation, biological process: regulation of transcription by RNA polymerase II; cell differentiation.
GCGGCCGCCGGAGCCCAAGCUGACGCCGCCUUGGCACCUCUCCUGGAGUUACAAACUAAGGCCGGGCCGGCGCUAGGCGCUCAGGCAGCCCAGCUCCCUGCGUCCAUUUCCGCGUGCUUCCAGAGAAGACAGAGGCUCAGAGUUGGGCUUUAUUCCGCCCCCCCCUUUCCCCACUGGUUCUUUCUCUUAUUUAAAAAAAUAAUAAUUACUUCAAUAAUUAAAGCCCAUCCCCCCUUCCCUCCCCCAACCCCUCCCCCCAACCCCCUCCCCCGCCCUCCAGGGCUGGGGAGCGCUACGAAUUGACCAAGUGAAGCUACAACUUUGCGGCAUAAAUUGCGGGGUCCUGAACCAUGUCGCUGACCAACACAAAGACGGGGUUUUCGGUCAAGGACAUCUUGGACCUGCCGGAUACCAACGAUGAGGAGGGCUCGGUGGCCGAGGGGCCGGAGGAGGAGAGCGAGGGGUCUGAGCCGGCCAAGAGGGCCGGGCCCCUGGGGCAGGGCGCCCUGGACGCGGUGCAGAGCCUGCCCCUGAAGAGCCCUUUCUACGACAGCAGCGACAACCCGUAUACACGCUGGCUGGCCAGCACGGAGGGCCUCCAAUACUCCCUGCACGGGCUGGCGGCGGGCGCUCCCCCCCAAGACUCAAGCUCCAAGUCCCCCGAGCCCUCGGCUGACGAGUCACCGGACAAUGACAAGGAGACCCCAGGCGGCGGGGGGGACGCAGGCAAGAAGCGGAAGCGGCGGGUGCUCUUCUCCAAGGCACAAACCUACGAGUUGGAGCGACGCUUCCGGCAGCAGCGGUACCUGUCGGCGCCAGAGCGCGAGCACCUGGCCAGUCUCAUCCGCCUCACGCCUACGCAGGUAAAGAUCUGGUUCCAGAACCACCGCUACAAGAUGAAGCGCGCCCGGGCGGAGAAAGGUAUGGAGGUGACACCCCUGCCCUCACCGCGUCGGGUGGCCGUGCCUGUCUUGGUCAGAGAUGGCAAACCGUGCCACGCGCUCAAAGCCCAGGACCUGGCAGCUGCCACCUUCCAGGCAGGCAUCCCCUUUUCGGCUUACAGUGCUCAGUCACUGCAACACAUGCAGUACAACGCCCAGUACAGCUCGGCCAGCACCCCCCAGUACCCGACAGCACACCCCCUGGUCCAGGCCCAGCAGUGGACUUGGUGAGCACCGCCCCUCCGAGACUCGCGGCCCCAGGCCCAGGCCCCACCCCGGCGACUGCGGCGGCGGCGGCGGCAGCGAGGAGGACUCGGUCCAUACGGUGGUUAUUAUUAUUAUUAUAAUUAUUAUUAUAGAGUCGAGUUGACUCUGGGCUYCGUUGGGGAGGCGCCGGGAGGUUGCCUACGCCUCCUUGAAGUGGCAGAUUCCAUCCACCCGACUCUGUCCCCAUCUCUCUCUCCUUUGAACCUUGGAGAGGGUUGAACUAUAAGCCGUGUUUACAGAAUGUUUGCGCAGCUUCGCUCCUUUGCCUCUCCCUGGGGGGUACCAGACCAUCCCAGCGUAAAAGUCGUCACUUGAAAAUGAGAAAAAGAGCGAACCCCCACCCCGCUUUCGUGAAUUUUGUAAAAUAUGUUUGUGUGAGUAGCGAUAUUGUCAGCCGUCUUCUAAAGCAAGUGGAGAACACUUUAAAAAAUAUAGAGAAUUUUUCUUUUUUUAUAAGAAAAUGCUACAUAUUUAUGGCCAUGUAAACGUCCUGACAACUGGUGGCAGAUUUCGCUUUUCGUUGUAAAUAUCGGUGGUGAUUGUUGCCAAAAUGACCUUCAGGAUGGGCCUGUGAACCCUGCAGGCCCAACUCCUUUCUUGGUGGUUUGUUUUGGUUUGGUUAUGUUUGGGUUACCCCUGUUUUCUUUUUUGCUUUUAAAAAACAUUUUGUUCAGUGCAAACAUUUUUCAAAUAUGAAAAAGAAAAAAAAUGUGUAGGCGACAAGCCGCCUGCCCCAUUUUCCGGGUCCUGAGCCCCGGAACUUGGAGCUCAGCGGUUCCGGGCGGUUCCCCAAGAGCGCCGGGCGCUGAAAACUUUCGAUUUUUUAAGUAAUUUUAAUAAAAAUCCUGUGUU